AUGCUGAAGUGGCUCAUCUUCCAACCAAUAGGCGUGAGUGAGGGGCGAAAGCAGCGGGAUCACGUGACCAUUGACUGCACAUGCGCAUUGCCCCCUGACUGGAUUUUGAGCAUUGAAGGAAAAAGCACCAUUCACACCGGGGAGAAACACGUAUCGUCUGUGUGUGGAAAAGUCUGUGAAGAUUCAUCUAAAAUGUCCAAAUGCCAGCACAAUCACACUGGGGAGAGACCCUGGAAGUGUGAGGAUUGUGGGAAGGGAUUUCUUUACCCAUCCCAUCUGGAAACUCACCAACUCAGUCACACUGGAGAGAAGCCAUUCACCUGCUCGGAUUGUGGGAUGGGAUUCACUCAGUCACGCCACCUGCUGACACACCAGCGAGUUCAUACCGGGGAGAGACCAUUCACUUGCUCUGAUUGUGGGUCGAGAUUCACUGUUAUUCAGCCUGCAGGAACACCAGUGACAGACCGUUCACCUGCCCCCAGUGUGGGGUGGGUUUCGUUCGGUUAUUCAGCUGCGGAUACACCUGCAACUCCACACUGGAGAGAGACCAUUCACUUGCUCCGAUUGUGGGCAAGUGUUCACUCAGUCAUCCAGCCUGCAGAUACACCAGCGAGUUCACACUGGGGAGAAACCAUUCACCUGUCCUGAAUGUGGAAAGGGGUUCAUUUGCUCCUCUAAACUGCUGGAACACCAGGGGGUUCACACUGGGGAGAAACCAUUCACUUGCUCAGUGUGUGGGAAAGGAUUCACUCAGUCAUCCAAGCUGCAGAGUCACCAGUGAGUUCACACUGGGGAGAAGCCAUUCAUUUGCUCUGCUUGUGGGAAGAGAUUUAGCCAAUCAUGCAACCUGCAGAGACACCAGCGACUUCACAUUGGUGAGAAACAUUCACAGAGUCAACUCACCAGCUGGUGUACCAGUGAGUUCACUCAGGGGAGAGACCUUUCACUUGUUCCAUAUGUGGACGGGAUUCACUGUCAUCCAAACUGUUAGUGAAAUGACACUGGCUGGGUCACGUUCACCUGCUCCGUUUGUGUAAAAGGAUUUACUAUUUGCAAAUGCACUGGUAAAUUCACAAAGAAUCACAGAUGAAGGGUUUUGCUUUUCCUUACACCGAGGAAUGUAGCUUGGUCAUUGGGCUGUUUGUAUUGAUAUAAAUAAACUCAGCUGUGUUAAAGGGG
Messenger RNA from Chiloscyllium plagiosum (whitespotted bambooshark), 1179 nucleotides. The record is from RefSeq and is a predicted model, not a curated record. Lineage: Eukaryota; Metazoa; Chordata; Chondrichthyes; Orectolobiformes; Hemiscylliidae.